This is a messenger RNA of Ficedula albicollis (Collared flycatcher), 1606 nucleotides long. RefSeq names its product high mobility group nucleosomal binding domain 3 (gene HMGN3). The record is from RefSeq and is a predicted model, not a curated record. Gene Ontology annotation, cellular component: chromatin; nucleus. Lineage: Eukaryota; Metazoa; Chordata; Aves; Passeriformes; Muscicapidae. Bases 1 to 342 code for a protein of 113 amino acids. Gene Ontology annotation, molecular function: nucleosomal DNA binding. Gene Ontology annotation, biological process: chromatin organization. The transcript is spliced from 6 exons.
AUGAAGGACCAUUCUGUACCUGAUGAUAAGGAGAAUCGUGGUGUGGUCACAUACAAGCGCUCUCCAGAGGGUGCUGAAGGCAAGGAUGCAGCAAAAGUAACUAAGCAAGAGCCCACAAGACGAUCAGCAAGACUGUCAGCUAAACCUGCUCCACCAAAACCUGAACCCAAACCAAGGAAAACAACAAAGAAGGAACCUGGAACAAAGGCCAGCAAAGGUGCUAAAGGGAAGAAGGAUGAAAAGCAAGAAGCUGCAAAGGAAGGUACUACACCAUCUGAAAAUGGUGAAAAUAAAGCUGAAGAGGCUCAGAAAACUGAAUCUGUAGGUGACAAGAAUGAAUGAAAUACCAUGAAAAUUUUGGGUUGAUUUUAUGUACCUCUUGGACAACUUUUAAAAGAUAUUUUUAUCAAGUAUUUUGUAAAUGCUAAUUUUUUUAGGACUAUGAUAGUUGACAUAUUAAACUGUAUAUGAACAUUUCCCUUCUCAUAACAGUGCUUUUAGAAAUUCCCAUUGUUGCCAAGUAAAAUAAAUAUCAACUUAAUAUUGCAAGGUAUGUGUAAAAUUGCAUCAGCAUUCCAUACCCUUGCUUUAAGAAGUUAUGUCUUGUGCAUAUGGUGAUGUUUUUACUGUGUGUAUUUGGAUUUUUCAUGCAGUUUUUCUAGAGCAAUAAUCAGUGGUGCUUUUGUACUUAGGUUUUAUGUGAUUUUAAUGAAACGUGGAUAGAUGUGGCCACCUGCUGACUAUUUUGGGUUCUUUUAAUGGAUUAAAAUAAAAGGUCUCCUUGCCUGCAAAACUAAAGACUCCUAAUGUUUUCUCUGAAUCUGAGGAAUGCCUUACUCACAUCUUUGACUGCUACAAGGAAGACUAAAUGAUUUAGUAACAGUUGGCUUGUAUGUGGUGUGUUUGCUUUUUUUUGCUGAUGUCUGAUUAAAAACCACCCACACAGGAGCAGCAAACUGGGAUUUUCAGUGGUGUACAACUUAGGGGACUUACAGAUAAAUUCUUCAUAGAUACAUUCAUCAGAUACACUACACUGUCACAGGGUGAGUAGACAGACAGGAUAUUGUGUCUUCAAUGAGCUAUCAGUACAGAGCCAAUUGCUUGAUGGAUGGAGAUGUACAGUAAUUUAAAAGUAGCUUUGUUUCUCUCCACUUUCUUUUCUUUAACGUGCAUUGUAGUCUAUGGAAACCUUUCUUUCUAUCUGUAGCCUCAAAUUUAAUAUGAAUAGUAAUUGCUGUUCUGCUUCAGCUGAGGACAGUUGUUAAUACAUUGAAAUCGCUGUUAAACAGUGCUAUAUAUUUGGUACCUGGUGGAAGUGGAACAAUGAAAGUUGGUUUUGAGGUGAUUGUGGUGAUGUGGUAGAUUAGCUAAUGAUUCUUUAGUGUCCAUGUUUCAACUCUGCAGCUCAUUCUAAGUACCUUUUAUGAUUUUUCUCCUUCUCUUUUCUCUAGGGAUCCUGGUGUUUCUAUUGUUACUUCUGGGAUGGGAGGGGUGAAAGAAAAGAUGUUCCCUGUUCUUCACUAGCAUUGAUUUGUAUUGCUCAAGUGGUAGUCGUUAUGUCUGAGGAUACCUUUUGCUUGUUUAAGUCGAUAAAUAAAUGACUGUU